AAUAAGUGAAUGAUGAACGCAUUUCCCAGGGGAAGAGGGGAAGUCAUACUUUUUUUUGACUAGUCAUUCUCUCAAUAUACCUCCACUUCGCAUUUACUUCAUUCGAUCCUCUUACGAUUCUCCCCAACUCUCUUGUGUAUCAUCAUUCUUUUGUACCAUUUCACUUCUCAGGGCAAGAGAGCCCACAACCUCCCAGGCUUAGAGGCCCUAUCCUCUACUAAUCUACUAGUAUCAGUCUUUUCAGCAAGUCUAUAAUAUAUUCAACACCACCAUGCAGAAAGCCGAAGUGCUUGGCGACCAUCGGUCGGAGUCGAGCGUAUCAAUCACGUCCGAAGAAGAGCAGGAAGAGCUUCAGAAUCUGACACGAAUCGCCUCUAGUCGACAUGGCCGGACUCUCUCACACACAGCCACAAUCGACGAGAAGAACGAUCCCCGAUUAGACCCCACGAAUCCUGAAUUCGACCAUCGACGAUGGGCAGCGAUGGUGUUGAGGGUUCACAAUCAGGCAGGAAUUACACCACAAACCCAGGGCGUCGUCUUCUCCAAUUUGUGCAUCUCGGGCUCAGGUUCAGCGCUACGCCUUCAAGAAACACUUCUUACGCAGUUGACGACUCCGUUCCGUCGAAUCUCUCGAGCUCUUUCCGGACAGCGGUCGUCUCCCCCACGCCAGAUCCUCCACAGUUUUGACGGGUUGCUUCAAAGCGGAGAGUUGCUCCUGGUUCUCGGUCGUCCAGGGAGCGGUUGUUCGACCUUUCUGAAAACGCUUUGUGGACAUCUCGGUGGGUUGACUCUUGAGCCUCAAAGCAAUAUCCAGUACCAGGGGUUGGCGUACGAUGACAUGAUUAAGCAUCAUCGUGGCGAAGUCGCCUACAACGGAGAGGUUGACCAGCAUUUCCCCCAUCUCACCGUGGGCCAAACUCUAUCAUUCGCUGCUCAUGCGCGUACCCCUCAACGGCGCAUCGAAGGGAUUUCGCGCGACGAGUAUGUUGAUACGCUCACCCAAGUUGUUCUUUCAGUGUUCGGCCUCACUCAAACCAUCAACACCAAGGUCGGAGACAACUUCAUUCGAGGAGUUAGUGGUGGCGAGCGUAAGCGAGUGAGUAUUGCUGAAAUGUUCCUCUCUCGGAGCCGAAUUGGAGCUUGGGACAAUAGCACUCGCGGGUUGGACUCCGCAUCCGCCCUGAAAUUCAUCAAAUCCUUACGCCUUGCGGCAGACGUGGGCCAGUCAUGCCACGCUGUUGCCGCCUACCAAGCGUCUCAGUCGAUGUAUGACCUGUUCGACAAGGUCGUCCUCCUCUACGAAGGCUACGAGAUCUACUAUGGCCCCAGUGACCGCGCCGUGGCCUUCUUCCAAGAGAUGGGAUGGGAGCUGCCAGAACGUCAAGUCAGUGGUGAUUUCCUCACAUCUAUCACCAACCCUGCGGAGCGCCAGGCACGUCCAGACAUGGUCGACAAGGUUCCUCGCACACCCCAGGAGUUCGCAGAUUAUUGGAAACGCAGUCCCGAUUACAAAGAGCUCUGCGCUCAGAUUGAGCAAUUCCAACGCGACCACCCGCCCAAUGCAGACGAGGCCAGGGAAUUCAAGCAGCACCACCAAGAGCAGCAAGCCCGUCAUACCAGAGCUCGGAGUCCAUAUCUUCUCUCCGUCCCGAUGCAGGUGCGUCUCUGUCUACGCAGGGCAUUCCAGCGGCUGCGCAAUGACCUCCCGACGGCCAUGUCGACUGUUAUUGUCCAGUUUAUCUUGUCUUUGGUCAUCGGCUCUAUCUUCUACAACGCGCCCAACACAACCGCUGCCUUCUUCCAGAAAGGCGCUGUCUUGUACUUCGCUGUCCUCAUGAACGCCCUGGUCACGAUGAAUGAAAUCAUGCAGCUGUACAGCCAACGACCCAUUGCCUCCAAGCAGGCGGGCUAUGCUUUUGUCCACCCGUUCGCCGAGUCUCUUGCCAGCAUACUCAUGGAUUUGCCAAUCAAGUUGGUGCGCUGCUCCGUCUUUUGUAUCGUCCUUUACUUCAUGACCAACCUGCGCCGAGAACCGUCACAAUUCUUUAUCUUCCUCCUGUUCCUGGUCACUGCUAUUUUGACCAUGUCGGGAAUCUUCCGGACAUUAGCAGCAGCGACCAAAACAGUUACGCAAGCCAUGGCAAUGGCCGGUGUUAUGAUUCUUUGCAUCGUGGUUUAUACUGGUUUCACCCUACCUCAACCGUAUAUGCACCCGUGGCUCUCCUGGAUACGUUGGAUCAACCCAAUCUUCUAUGCGUUCGAGGCAUUGGUGUCUAAUGAGUUCCAUGGUCGCGAGUUCCCAUGUGCGUCGCUGAUUCCAAGUUAUGCUACGGGGGAUUCAUUCAUCUGUUCGGCUGUGGGAGCAGUGGCUGGUGAACGUUCCGUCUCCGGAGAUGCUUUCAUUGAACAGAACUACGAAUACUCGUACGCUCACACCUGGAGGAACUUCGGCAUUCUUGUUGCAUUCAUGAUCUUCUUCACCUGCACCUGUUUGUUCUUCUCAGAGAUCAACACCGGUGAAUCUUCCCAGGCAGAGACCCUGGUCUUUCGCCCGGGUCACGUUCCGCAGUUCCUGGCCGCCUCUGAAGGAGUUGAAGGUGGUAAGGCAGCGCCCCCUAGGCCCGAAUUGCAAAGCAACGAAGACGAUGAUUCCAUCCGCCUUCCUGAGCAAAGGGAUAUUCUCUCGUGGAAAGGCUUGAAUUAUGAUAUCCCGGUCAAAGAGGGCACACGGCGGCUCUUGGACAAUGUCAACGGUUGGGUGAAGCCCGGCACCUUGACCGCGCUGAUGGGUGUCUCCGGUGCCGGAAAAACGACCCUUCUGGAUGUCCUUGCUCAGAGAGUGUCCAUCGGCGUAGUGACCGGUGAUGUUCUGGUUAACGGAAGAGCUCUCGCGGCCAAUUACCCUCGGAGAACAGGUUACGUGCAGCAGCAGGAUCUUCACUUGGAAACAACCACCGUUCGUGAAGCCCUCCGUUUCAGUGCCAUGCUUCGUCAACCCAAGGCUGUGCCCAAGGAGGAAAAGUUCGCGUACGUUGAAGAAGUCAUUAAGAUCCUGCGCAUGCAAGACUUCGCCGAGGCAGUCGUUGGUUCUUUGGGUGAGGGCCUGAACGUGGAACAGCGCAAACUGCUCAGCAUUGGCGUCGAAUUGGCCGCCAAGCCGACACUACUGGUUUUCCUGGAUGAGCCGACCAGUGGUCUGGAUUCGCAGAGCUCGUGGACUAUUUGCUCUCUGCUGAGAAGACUGGCGGACCAUGGCCAAGCUGUGCUGGCCACGAUUCACCAACCGAGUGCCGUGCUGUUCCAGACCUUCGAUCGCCUGCUCUUUCUGGCCAAAGGAGGCCGAACCGUCUACUUCGGUGACAUUGGCCCUAACUCUCAGAUCCUGCUUGAUUACUUUGAGCGCAACGGCGGCCGACCCUGUGGCGAUAUGGAGAACCCUGCCGAGUACAUCCUCGAAAUUGUCAACGGCGAUGGCAGCAAAGGACCUAACUGGGUCGAGGUCUGGAACGGCAGCCCCGAAUACAAGGAGGUCUACGCCGAAGUCACCCGACUGCAGGACGCGCAGCAACAGCCCGAGCCACAGACCCAGCCCGGCGACGACAGUGAUGCGGAGUUCGCCAUGCCCUUAACCAGCCAGCUCUACUACGUCCUGCACCGCGUCUUCCAACAAUACUACCGCCAACCCGAAUACCUCUUUUCCAAAUACGUUCUCGGUAUCAUCUCCGGUCUCUUCAUUGGCUUUUCCUUCUGGAAGUCCGACAACACAGAACAAGGCUUCCAGAAUGCCCUCUUCAGUAUCUUCCUGCUGUGCACCAUCUUCAACACCCUCGUCAACCAGAUCAUGCCCAAGUUUGUCCGCCAGCGCGCCCUCUACGAAGUCCGUGAGCGGCCCUCCCGCGUCUACUCGUGGAAGGUCUUUAUUUUGUCACAGAUCAUCGUUGAGAUUCCCUGGCAGAUCGUGCUAGGCGUCUGCUCCUGGUCCUGCUACUACUGGACGGUGAUCGGCACAGGUCAGGACGCCGAACGCCGCGGUCUGGCCCUGUUGUUCAUCGUGCAAUUCUUCAUCUACGCCUCCAGCAUGGCCCAGCUGGUUGUGUGCGCCCUCGGCGAGCCCACCCUCGCCGCCAUGCUCGCCACGCUGAUGUUCGGUUUCUCCUUCAUCUUCAACGGCGUCAUGCAACCCCCCGAGGACCUGCCCGGGUUCUGGAUCUUCAUGUACCGCGUCUCCCCCUUCACAUAUUACAUUGGAGGCAUGAGCGCCACCAUCCUUCACGGCCGCAGCGUGGAGUGCAACACCGCCGAGUUGAGCGUUUUUGACCCCCCGGCUGGCCAGACCUGCGGAACCUACAUGGAGCAGUAUCUCACUGCGUCGGGUGGCCAGCUGUACAACGCCAACGCCACCUCGGGGUGCGAGUAUUGCUCCAUGUCCUCCGCCGACGAGUAUCUGGCGCUGCGGUGGAUCUACUGGGACCAGCGGUGGAGGAAUUACGGUAUCUUCUGGUGUUACUGGGGGUUCAAUGUCAUUGCGGCGGUUACGCUGUAUUAUGUGUUCCGGGUGAAAAAGUGGGGGAGGAAGUAAGAUGGGACCUGACAGUGUGAUUAGUUGAGGGCCUCGUUCUUGCUUAGCUUUGAUGGGGCUGUGGUGGUG
Aspergillus saccharolyticus JOP 1030-1 is the source of this 4648-nucleotide messenger RNA. RefSeq lists its product as uncharacterized. Gene Ontology annotation, molecular function: ATP hydrolysis activity; ATP binding; ABC-type transporter activity. The transcript has a single exon. Gene Ontology annotation, cellular component: membrane. Gene Ontology annotation, biological process: transmembrane transport. NCBI's taxonomy places the organism in Eukaryota, Fungi, Ascomycota, Eurotiomycetes, Eurotiales, Aspergillaceae. The record is from RefSeq and is a predicted model, not a curated record. Bases 272 to 4579 code for a protein of 1435 amino acids.